CGUACUCUGUUUUGUAAGUCUCCGACGGCAUCCGGGUACUGGUAAUGUCAACAAAAUCCAAUGUUACUAUCCGUGAAAUAGCAUUAAAACUCAGAUUGUAAUAUACGAAAUGGUCAAUCUUGGUCUCACUCGAGUGGACGACGAGCUGGUGGCGAAACACCCGGGCUUAGAAAGGUAUGCCGCCUGUCAGUCUCACGCCUUCAUGAAGGGGACUGGAACCUUUAUUCUUGGUGCUGUUGGCCUUUUUGCUCUGCAGAAGAUUCUACAAAAGAGACUUGCUUAUCCCUUGCAGUGGAAUUUGCUUGUUUCCAUCGUGGGGUCAUCGGUAGGUAGCUACGCUGUGACACGUUGGGAAACGCAGAAAUGCUCCGACCUCUGGUUGCUACUUGAAACUGGCAAAGUCCCGGAUAGGUUGCAGCCACAAAUGUUGAAAGCAGAGGAACCAUCGGGGAGUGGGAAGACAAAAUAUGGCGAUGUGAUGGAUUAAAAUCUUUUAACCCUUUCAUGCAGCUUGGAACCUGAUAACAUGAUAAGCUGCCCACUGUAGUAACUGCUGUCCCUGAAAGGGUUAAAACGAACAAUGUUAUACAGUGGAGCCUGUCUGUUCUGGGAAGCUGGUCUACCUCCCAGUACUGUUUUCACAUCGGAAAUAUAAUUUGUCAUAUUUACGUGCACAAAAAGUGCUUUCUCCCUUUGUACCAUCAUUAAUAUGAGGAUAAAAAGAGACACUGCAAGUCAGGGUUUUGUGUUGCUCUUUUUUUUUUGGCAUCAGAUAUUAAGCCUAUGAUCUGGUAUUAAUUUUUUUUUGGGGGGGGGUGUUGGCUCUGUAAUACAUUUUAGACAGCAGUGUCACUCAGCGGAUGCUCAACCAUGAGACUCUGCUGGGAUUACCUGUCACAUUAUUGGGAGGUUGGGUGAAAAUGCUUGAUUGUAUUUAUGGACAUCACCCUCCGACUUGAGGCAUGUUCCUAAAUUUGAUCAGGUGUGGUGAAAAAAAAAAAGCUCAAAUCCGGCCUACCACUUCAAGCUAAACCACCACUUGUACUGCUCCUUCCAACAAUAGUGCCUUGCAUGAUAAGUGAACGCAGUGAUCAAAGGUCAAGCUUUAAUGCCCCAAGAACAUGCUCAAUCGCUAAUUCUCUGCGCUGGCAAUGCAAGCUCACAGCAGUGCCGUGACUAAAACACUGUUUCCAAAUCCAAAUUAGAAAAAAAAAAAAAGGAAAUGUUUCGGCUGUAUCUUCAGUGUUAUUUAUUGCCUCUCGAGUGCAGCUGCGUGUGUGCGCAUCCUCCCACUGCAGUUACUCAAUGUUAUUCCACUGUCACUUUGGCUCGAAAAAAAAAAAAAGAAAAGAAAGCUCAAAUGCCCACGA
Molecule: messenger RNA, 1370 nt
Organism: Hippocampus comes (tiger tail seahorse)
Lineage: Eukaryota; Metazoa; Chordata; Actinopteri; Syngnathiformes; Syngnathidae
Gene: tmem141
Product: transmembrane protein 141
Exons: 5
Coding region: 110-487 (125 amino acids)
Source: RefSeq, a predicted model, not a curated record